Gekko japonicus is the source of this 984-nucleotide messenger RNA. RefSeq names its product G protein-coupled receptor 3 (gene GPR3). NCBI's taxonomy places the organism in Eukaryota, Metazoa, Chordata, Lepidosauria, Squamata, Gekkonidae. Bases 1 to 984 code for a protein of 327 amino acids. Gene Ontology annotation, molecular function: G protein-coupled receptor activity. Gene Ontology annotation, cellular component: membrane. The transcript has a single exon. The record is from RefSeq and is a predicted model, not a curated record. Gene Ontology annotation, biological process: G protein-coupled receptor signaling pathway.
AUGAAAGAGGACGUGCCCUCCAAUAUCACCAAUGAACAGCAAGGGUGGUUCUUGUCCGGCAAUGCCACCGAUGACUCCUUGUAUCUCUCCGAGGCUCCUCCUCUUCCUCUGAAUCCUUGGGAUGUGGUGCUUUGUGUUUCCGGGACCAUCAUUUCCUGUGAGAAUGCUGUUGUGGUGGCAAUAAUAUUUCGCACCCCUGCCUUCCGGACGCCGAUUUUCCUGCUGAUCGGGAGCUUGGCCACGGCUGACCUCUUGGCUGGCCUGGGCCUUAUCUUCCAUUUUGCCUUCAUUUACUGCAUCCAGUCCCAGGUGGUGAAUCUCAUCACAGUGGGACUCCUGGUAAGCUCAUUUACCGCCAGCGUGGGUAGCCUAUUGGCCAUCACCAUUGAUCGUUACUUGUCCCUUUACAAUGCCCUGACUUACUAUUCCGAAAGGACUGCCACCAGGACAUACGUGAUGCUCAUCAUCACCUGGGGUAUCUCCAUCUCCUUUGGGCUCUUGCCUGUCAUGGGCUGGAACUGCCUGAAGGAAGUCUCCGCCUGCAGUGUCGUCAAGCCCUUGACCAAGAACAACCUCAUCAUCCUCUCCGUCUCGUUCUUCAUGGUCUUCGCCAUCAUGUUGCAACUUUAUGUGCAGAUCUGCAAGAUCGUCUGCAGGCAUGCCCAACAGAUCGCCCUCCAGAGACACUUCCUGGCCACCUCGCACUACGUCACCACCAGGAAAGGCAUCUCUACCUUGGCUCUCAUCCUGGGGACCUUUGCCUCCUGCUGGUUGCCCUUUGCCAUUUAUUGCCUGCUGGGAGAUUACACCUACCCUGCUUUCUAUACCUACAUGACAGUUCUCCCUGCCACCUACAAUUCUAUGAUCAACCCGGUAAUCUAUGCUUUCAGAAACCAGGAGAUCCAGAAAGUAUUGUGGACCAUUUGCUGUGGGUGUGUCUCGUCCACUAUGCCUUUCCGGUCCAGAUCGCCCAGUGAUGUCUGA